AUGAUUUUUAAGCAAAUUUGUUUGUUUUUGUUAAGAAGAAAACAUGUCUGUUUUAAUCCUAAUUAUUCUUUAAAAUUAUCAUGUUUUUCUAGUUGGUCAACAUCUAAAAAAGAAGUAAAAACGCAGGAUUCUACUUCUUUAGAUAAGGUUUUAGAUAAAAAAAGGAUAGAGUUAUCUGAAAAAAAAGAAACAAAAGGAGAUUUUGGUAAUAAAGAUGAAGAAGCUAAUAUUUCAAAACCGGGUUUGGAAAAUAUACAAUCAUAUGUUUUUGAUGAAUUUAUUAAUAAAACAAUGCACCAAGAUUCUUUAGGCAUCAAGGAUGCGAUAUAUCAUUUUCAUGCUUUUUGUUCAAAUAAUAAUACAAUCAUUACAUUGACUAAUUCACAUUAUAAUCCUGUUAUUUGCAUUACAACUGGUAUGCUUGGAUUUAAAAAGUCACAGAGAGGAGGAUACGAAGCAGGAUACCAGGCAUGCGUGUCUAUGUUUGAAAGAAUGACACAAAAGGAUAUUCGUCCAACACAACUUGAAAUUAUUCUUCGAGGCUUUGGUAAAGGUAGAGAAGCAAUAUUUAAAUGUAUUAGUGGUAUAGAAGGUGCAUCUUUUAGACCAUUCAUAUCUCGUAUUACAGACGCAACGAGAUUAAAAUUUGGAGGAGUAAGAGGCAGAAAAGCUAGAAGGUUAUAG
Messenger RNA from Pneumocystis jirovecii RU7, 684 nucleotides. Its product is annotated as mitochondrial 37S ribosomal protein YmS18. Gene Ontology annotation, cellular component: ribosome; mitochondrial small ribosomal subunit. Lineage: Eukaryota; Fungi; Ascomycota; Pneumocystomycetes; Pneumocystales; Pneumocystaceae. Gene Ontology annotation, biological process: ribosomal small subunit assembly; translation; maturation of SSU-rRNA from tricistronic rRNA transcript (SSU-rRNA, 5.8S rRNA, LSU-rRNA). The transcript has a single exon. The record is from RefSeq and is a predicted model, not a curated record. Gene Ontology annotation, molecular function: mRNA 5'-UTR binding; structural constituent of ribosome; small ribosomal subunit rRNA binding. Bases 1 to 684 code for a protein of 227 amino acids.